Messenger RNA from Balearica regulorum gibbericeps (East African grey crowned-crane), 400 nucleotides. The record is from RefSeq and is a predicted model, not a curated record. Lineage: Eukaryota; Metazoa; Chordata; Aves; Gruiformes; Gruidae.
AUGUCACUCUCUACAAAGAGAGGAUCUAAGGAAACAGGACUGCAACGUAAAAGGACAGAAAAGCAAUCAACCAUCUGCUUGCAGCGAAUGAACGUAGAUCCUUCAGAUGAUGAAGCUAUUGAGAAGUCAAGUGAUAACAGGACAGCAACGCAUCAUGAUUCAGAUUCCAAACCUCCUGUGACAAAGAAAAGAAAGCAGCCUACGGAGUGUUUUCUAAGUCAGCCUGAAGAAAAACAAGAGAGCGCUGUAAAGGCAAAGAGGAGAAAAAAGAAGAAAAUUUCUGAUAUUCUGGAAAAAUCCACUCCCAAACCUGGUGUCCCUGCAGAUCUACAAAACCUGCUUAGUCAACAUUUUGGUGAAAACCGUUCAGUGAUUGAAAUAGAGGAAUUAAAGCUGUCAG